Messenger RNA from Wallemia ichthyophaga EXF-994, 354 nucleotides. RefSeq names its product UPF0041 protein F53F10.3. NCBI's taxonomy places the organism in Eukaryota, Fungi, Basidiomycota, Wallemiomycetes, Wallemiales, Wallemiaceae. The record is from RefSeq and is a predicted model, not a curated record. Gene Ontology annotation, molecular function: pyruvate transmembrane transporter activity. The transcript has 2 exons. Gene Ontology annotation, cellular component: mitochondrial inner membrane. The coding region runs from base 1 to 354 and encodes 117 amino acids. Gene Ontology annotation, biological process: pyruvate import into mitochondria.
AUGGCUUCUGCGUCUGGAUCUGGAUUUGGUAGAUUUAUGAACUCGGCAGCGGGCCCAAAAACUGUUUUCUUCUGGGCACCGUUGAUGAAAUGGGCUCUAGUAGCUGCCGGACUCAAAGACUUCAAUAAACCUGCAGAUAAACUGAGUUUAAAUCAGAAUUUAGCACUCGCUGCUACUGGUUUCAUAUGGGUCAGGUACUCGCUUGUCAUCAAACCCAUAAACUACUCUCUCGCGGCUGUUAACUUUGGCGUCGGUUGUACUGGUCUCACUCAACUUGCUAGAAUUUAUAUGCACAAGCAGCAACGAGAGCAGGAUAUGAACAAUGCUGAGAAAGUACAAGAGCUGUCUACUUGA